Amblyraja radiata (thorny skate) is the source of this 1674-nucleotide messenger RNA. Its product is annotated as ribose-phosphate pyrophosphokinase 2. The transcript is spliced from 7 exons. Gene Ontology annotation, cellular component: ribose phosphate diphosphokinase complex; cytoplasm. The record is from RefSeq and is a predicted model, not a curated record. Gene Ontology annotation, biological process: ribonucleoside monophosphate biosynthetic process; 5-phosphoribose 1-diphosphate biosynthetic process; purine nucleotide biosynthetic process. NCBI's taxonomy places the organism in Eukaryota, Metazoa, Chordata, Chondrichthyes, Rajiformes, Rajidae. Gene Ontology annotation, molecular function: ribose phosphate diphosphokinase activity; ATP binding; magnesium ion binding. The coding region runs from base 108 to 1064 and encodes 318 amino acids.
AAGAGGAGGAGUGGAGAGGAAGAGCGGGAGGCGAGAGUCAUUUCCUGGGCUGGGCAGCCAGUGAGGAUCGGGGCUCAGUCAGUCAGUCGCUCGCCGCCGCCGCCGCCAUGCCCAAUAUCGUGCUGUUCAGCGGCAGCUCGCACCGGGACCUGUCUCAGAGGGUGGCCGACAGGCUGGGCCUGGAGCUGGGCAAAGUGGUGACCAAGAAAUUCAGCAACAAGGAGACGUGUGUGGAAAUUGGGGAGAGUGUGCGAGGUGAAGAUGUGUACAUCAUCCAAAGUGGCUGCGGGGAAAUCAACGAUAAUUUAAUGGAACUAUUAAUAAUGAUAAAUGCCUGCAAGUUUGCAUCGUCAUCUCGAGUCACUGCAGUUAUUCCUUGCUUUCCCUAUGCGAGGCAAGACAAGAAAGACAAGAGUCGAGCCCCUAUUUCUGCUAAGCUCGUGGCCAACAUGCUAUCAGUUGCUGGAGCAGAUCAUAUUAUCACCAUGGACUUGCACGCUUCCCAAAUACAGGGUUUCUUUGACAUCCCUGUGGAUAACUUGUAUGCGGAACCAGCAGUACUGCGGUGGAUAAAGGAAAAUAUCCCAGAGUGGAGGAACUCUAUAGUUGUGUCCCCAGAUGCUGGUGGAGCAAAGAGGGUGACAUCAAUUGCAGAUAGGCUGAAUGUUGAAUUUGCUCUCAUCCAUAAGGAAAGGAAAAAGGCAAAUGAGGUGGACAGAAUGGUGCUUGUUGGUGACGUUGUAAACAGAGUCGCCAUUCUUAUAGAUGACAUGGCCGACACAUGCGGAACCAUUUGUCACGCUGCUGAUAAGUUGAUGAGUGCUGGCGCGACCAAAAUCUAUGCAAUCCUCACCCAUGGUAUAUUUUCUGGCCCUGCUAUUAGUCGAAUAAGCAAUGCUGCUUUUGAAGCUGUUGUUGUAACAAACACCAUUCCACAAGAAGGAAAGAUGAAUGUUUGCUCAAAGGUUCAGGUGAUUGAUAUAUCUAUGAUCCUAGCUGAGGCAAUUCGAAGAACCCACAAUGGUGAAUCCGUAUCGUAUCUCUUCAGCCAUGUUCCAUUGUAAGCUGACAGGAUUCGCCCAUCCUGCAUUUGUACUGGACUAAAUAUCGGUCAACUUUUCUGAGCAAUUUGUCACUUUUCACAGGAAUAUGCAGGCAGGUCCUUGCUGCCUUGCACCACAAACAUCCACACUUGCAAACUGAAGGUAUGGAAAAUAGCCAUUUAAUAUGUAAUGGACUGGAUUUUACUUCUCAACCAACACCAUCUCUGCAAGGAAAAAGAUGUGCUGUGUCCUGACUGCAGGGGUUCUGUUUUUGUACUUUGUUAGAACCGUAAGCUCUUGACGUGAAUUUCUAUGAAAUUUUGCACAUGUUACAGGUUAUGUGGCUUUUCAACACUUCGCCGAUUAAUUGCUUGCGGUUGUAUGCUGAUUAUUUUUAUGUGAAACUAAUAUGGAGAGAGAGAAAAGUCAUAUUUGAGAUGCAGCAUGAUAAUUCUUAACAUACAUUCCAUUAGAUUAUUAACAACUGAUUUGUACACUCUGGUAUGAUCAGCUAUUUGCAUUGUGCAGUAACAUGAAACUGGUCCGAUUAUGCUAUUUUAAAGUGAAAAAUGAUUGAAUUUUAAACCAAAUUGCUUUGUGGCUUAAAUAAAAUCUCUGAAGAAAAGGGUUA